Molecule: messenger RNA, 641 nt
Organism: Pocillopora meandrina
Lineage: Eukaryota; Metazoa; Cnidaria; Anthozoa; Scleractinia; Pocilloporidae
Source: the annotation of a GenBank genome assembly
AUGGUGUUUGUUUUAUAAUUGAGUGACAGGUUCAGGGAAUUACUAUGUAGUUAGAUAUUUGCAAGUUUCUUUGCAAAGGAGAGAGCUUAAUUCUUAUGCUUAGAAUCCAUUGGGUAAUUCAUUUUUGAUCCACAUGAUUGUACGUCUGGCUGAUAUAUCUAUACAUUUUUUAUUUUUUUUAUCUUUUUCAUGUUCUCCAGGUUCCUGGCCAACCUUUCACGUACAAGUUCGACAGGCUACCUUACAAAUAUGAGCCAAGAGUCUCAAAGUCAAGUGAUCAAGAAAGCAAAACGAGUUCAUCCAACAGAGAACAAGAGAAAAUUUCAUCUGAUAAGUCUACAUUACAUAAAGCUGGACAAUCCUCACUCUCGUCUUCAUCUGAGCAGUCAACACUUUCUCCUGCCGAAACCCCCCGGGGGAGAUGUACAUCCCCCUGUCUGGUAGCCAUACUUGCAGAGUCAGCACAAGCGAGCCGAGAGACAGUUGAAUAUUGUUCUCCUCAAGAAAGCAAUAUUUCAAGCUUCGGUAGAAAAAAGAUUGAAAGCUACCGUCCCCAAAGUUGUCCAAAGCGAAAUCAAAUGAAUUCAACCAAGUCUACUCCGGUGCCAGUAAUAAAACGAGUUGCCUCAUACAAUCGUUAA